AAAUAAAAUUAUCGAAAGUUUCAAAAAUAAAAAAAAUUCUAAUCAUAUGUGAAUAUUAUUUUUAGGUUUACGUGGCGACAAAACGGAUUGCGGAGAUUUUGGUCAGAGAAACUGGCAAAAGAAUCCAGAAUACUCAGUAAAUUUAACGACUGGAAGGUACCACUGUCCUGCAUGCAACUGGAGUUACACUCGUAGAGAUUCAAUGCUCGCGCACUAUCGAUAUGAGUGCGGAAAGCCGCCACGGUUCAAGUGUCCCUACUGUCAUCUGUGUAGCAAAAAAACAUCAAACGUUUACCAGCACGUGAGAUCCCUGCACCCUAACGAACCGGUGACGCUGGUUAAAUUGUAUUAACACCCUUAUUUUUCCAUCAACUACAAUUCUAAUUAACUGUUAAAUUUUUAAAUUUAUGUAAUUUAAUAACAUAUAUAAAUCUAAUAGCCAACCAAAUGUAAUUAUAAUGAAAAUAUUAAAUAAGAUAAUUUUAUAAAAAAUUUAACAUCAGCUAAAUUUUUUACCCGAGCGUGAAAGACCGAGGACGAUAAUUAAAAUAAUACUAAUUAUUAGUUAUCGAUGAAUGAAAACCAAGUGUCCUUUUUGUUCCUGCUAGAUGAUUUAUAAAUUAAGUGUCAAGUGUGCUGAUAAAUAACACGGUUAUUUUUUUGUCUGACACUUGAACAGAUAUCCUGCCGUCGCUGAUGAUGAACGUAAAACGCCGUCAGCAGCAGAACAUCGUCGGCGGCAGGUCUGGGUACUCAGUGUUGCCUCUGAUGAAGAACUUGGCGUCAAUGUGGAUGGUCAAACAGCGGAGCCAAUUUUCGUAUCGCUGUGACCAGUGUGGCAAAGGCUACCAGCAUCGCGCGACCCUAGUGAGGCACACGAGACACGAGUGUGGGAAAGAGCCGCAGUUCAAGUGUCCGUACUGUGCACACCGGACUAAGCAGAAGGGAAAUCUCUAUCAGCAUAUACUGAUGUGGCCGAAUUACCAUCAUCAGUAUCCGCGAGUGGAGACUUACCCGCUGAGAUCUAUCAGCGGCAUGCGGAUGAUCGGGAACUCGCGGCGAGCAAAUAACCAGGGGUGUCUUGACAAGAGACCCGGGUGUUAUUACUGCCCGAAGUGCGGCAAAGGGUACCGAUGGCUGAGGAACAUGAAGAACCAUCUGAAAGUCGAGUGCGGAAAAGACCCCACCGAAUUCUGCCCCUACUGCCCUCACAAAACGAGAUACAAACGGAGCCUACAGAAACACAUUCUCAGAAUUCACUCCUCUUAAUUAAGAUGUUUUUUUUUACGAUAAAUAAAUAAUUGUAACGCUGACAAUACAACCGUACUAUAUAACACGACAAUUUGAUUUUUUUAUUACAAUUAUUACGAAAAAGUAAAUUUUAUAAAUAAGUGAAUAAUUUCUUUAAUCUGUUUUCGCAACUAUAAUAAUGCUUCACUAUUUAUCUUUCUUAGAUAGUAAUUGUAAGAUAUGUAAGUGUUGCAGCUGACAAUUAUUUAACUGACUAAUAAAUUUUUUUGAUUUUAGGUAACUCGUAUACGUGCGAUUUGUGCGGAAGAGUAUUUACGUGGAUCGCGAGUCUGCGUCUUCAUAAAA
Molecule: messenger RNA, 1596 nt
Organism: Microplitis demolitor
Lineage: Eukaryota; Metazoa; Arthropoda; Insecta; Hymenoptera; Braconidae
Product: zinc finger X-chromosomal protein-like
Exons: 2
Coding region: 697-1269 (190 amino acids)
Biological process (GO): regulation of transcription by RNA polymerase II
Cellular component (GO): nucleus
Molecular function (GO): DNA-binding transcription factor activity, RNA polymerase II-specific; RNA polymerase II transcription regulatory region sequence-specific DNA binding
Source: RefSeq, a predicted model, not a curated record